Messenger RNA from Hypanus sabinus (Atlantic stingray), 3027 nucleotides. It is a transcript of the gene fam199x, whose product is annotated as family with sequence similarity 199, X-linked. The record is from RefSeq and is a predicted model, not a curated record. The transcript is spliced from 7 exons. The coding region runs from base 106 to 1242 and encodes 378 amino acids. Lineage: Eukaryota; Metazoa; Chordata; Chondrichthyes; Myliobatiformes; Dasyatidae.
GCGGAAGUGAGGUCAGCGGCGGGACGGAGGCAGAGGGACGCGUCGCGGAGCCGCGGUGGCGGCGGCAGCGGGUUUUAUACCCGCACAUCAAUUAUUUAACAAAAAAUGUCGGAUGAUUUGUACGGCAAGUUCCUGGCACCGGAUGAGCCAUUUCCCUUGAUACCCCAGAGGGGGCACACCAGUGAUGUUGCCAGUCUUGAUGUCAGUGACUUUGGAUGCCAACUUUCAUCGUGCCAUAGAACUGACCCACUGCACAGACUCCACACCAACAGAUGGAAUUUGACUUCCUGUGGAACGAGCGUUGCCAGCUCCGAAUGCAGUGAGGAGCUCUUUUCCUCAGUUUCCUGUGGAGAUCAGGAGGACUGCUACUCUCUGCUGGAUGAUCAGGAAUUCACUCAGAAUGCAUCCUUUGACCUCUUUCCAGAGGGUAGUGUCUGCAGUGAUGUGUCUUCCUCGAUCAGUACCUAUUGGGAUUGGUCGGACAGUGAAUUUGAGUGGCAGCUGGCUAGCAGUGAUUUUGCCAGUGGAAGUGAUGUCUUGUCUGAUGUGGUUCCCAGCGUCACUAGUUCUCCGUGCCCCGUUCUAAAGAGAAGAAGUAAGCAGCACAGAAGUUUGGAUGAGCUUCCGUGGAGUGCAAUGACCAAUGACGAGCAGGUUGAAUACAUUGAGUACUUGAGUCGUAAAGUUAGUACAGAAAUGGGACUCCGGGAGCAACUUGACAUUAUUAAAAUCAUUGACCCAAAUGCUCAGAUUUCACCCACAGAUAGUGAAUUUAUAAUUGAACUCAACUGUUUGACGGAUGAAAAGUUAAAACAGGUAAGGAAUUACAUUAAAGAGCAUGGUGCCCGCCAGCGAUCCGUGCGUGAAAGCUGGAGAAGGGGUAGUUACGCCGGCUGUGGGGUCGGCGGCCUGAGUGGAGCCAGCAGCAGCAGUGGGAGCCUGGUAAGUUCAGCAAGCAGCAGCGGAUCCAGCGGCAGCAACUCCGCGUCAGCAUCAAGCGCCAACAUGAGCCGAGCUCACAGUGACAGUAACCUGUCCACCAGUGCUGCUGACAGGAUAAGAGACUCGAAGAAGCGAUCCAAACAGCGUAAACUGCAACAGAAAGCAAUGCGUAAGCGCCAGCUGAAAGAGCAGCGCCAGGCAAGGAAAGAAAGAUUGAGCGGCCUUUUCCUGAACGAGGAAGUGCUCUCCGUGAAGGUGGCUGAGGAAGACCACGAAGGAGACGUGGACAUAUUAAUGUGACCAAAUGUAAAAUAGCAAUAUAGAAUUUUAAAUAUAGUAGAUUAUGUAACCGGUGGAAAAUCUGGAGCUGAAAGUAGAGACAGAAGCUAAAAGGGGCUGAUUUCUGUUUACAAUUUAACAUUGUGUACUUCAUUUUGUGUUUUCAAAACAACUUAGUAAUUAUUACAGCUGCUGAAACACUAAUUUGUAUAGAAAAUGUUAAGUGUAGUUCAGUCUGUAAGAUAUCCAAAUGACCUGGCAACAAGCAGUAUGCUUUUGAAAUCUUAUAUAUUCCUAUAACACUAACGUGUGCACUAUUUUAGUAGAAAUAUAUUUCAUUUUUUGUGCUUUACUGUGGUAUUUGAAAUAUUGCCUGUGGACUGUAUAUAUAGAUAUUAUAUAUCAGGAUAUUUCAUGUUUUCUUACAAAUAUUGUUCAAAUCCAAUGAAAUUUGGAAAUUUGACGACAUUUGUCAAUGACUCACUAGUGCUUUAUUACCUGAAUUGCCAAAAUGCAUGAUUAACCCUGUCAAAUUUUGCCCUAUUUUAUUGAAAUAUCCGUUGCAUUCUGGUUACACAUUUUAUCUAAAUUGGAUCAGUUUGCAAGAAUUAGGAAACUAAUUAUUUAUAGGGAUAAAACACACCUUUUUUAUAUUAAUAGAACUGACUUGGAUAAUAGAAUUGUGUUUUAAAAAUGAGGCUGCUUUCUCCAGAAGCAAGAUUUUGGUUUUCUCAUGACUAUUGAUCUUUAUUGUAAGCAGUGAAUAGAAUUCAGAGUUGCUUCUUGUAAAAACAAAAUGCUGGUAUUUAUUACAGAACUGUUUGUAGUGCUUAAUAUUUUGGAAACCACCAGCACUCUGGGCUAUUGUUCAGACACUGGAGUGACACUUAUAAGCAAUGUUCUCUCUACUUUUUUUAACAGCUGCACAGACUAACCAUUGCUCUAAGCAGGAAAAUUUACAUGGCCUGAAAACUGUGUGAUUCUUUAAAUAGUUUCUUUUAUAAUAUUCAUACUAUGAAUAUUUAAAGUGAAAAUUGAAAAAUAGCAUACUUUUGAUUUUGCUUAUUAAUUGAAAUAACAAAGAACAUCUUUCACAUUUCGUAAACUUUUUCUAGCUGCAUCCAAUUCCAGCUGUGCGGCAACAAAGGCGAUGCACAGGGAGCGUUUUAGUUACCGCGCGGCUGUGCACCUGCACAGCUUAGAGGGAAUAGUGCUCAUAAGUCUCAACUUCAAUGUCUCCUGAUUGCAUUUGGGAUGAUGCCACCAGAGCGGCUGAAAAUGGAGACUCUAUUAGUGAACCUAGCAGCAAAAUACGAGGGAUCGCAUAGGUUUUCUGCGAAGAUUACUUCAUUCCUCUCCACCUUCAGUGGGAUGCAGCUUUCCCCCUAUCUUCACUACAUUAGGGUAUAAGCAGCAGUAUAAAAUGGAGAGGGGAAAUAGCUUAAUGUCCUUUUGUGUACAGUACUUGUGAUAUCACAGGUCAGUAUAUAUUCUCUGCAGUACUCUACAUGCAAGGACCACACUGAGUAGAUGUACUGGUGCAUAAAGUAAUUGAAAAUUGCUUGCUUUCAUGUGUGAAGGAAAAAAAACGCAGAAGCAUUUGUGACCCACGUUGGAUUUUAAUUUAACUGAGCUUCCAUGAGCAAAGAUUUGUGGUCUUUUCUGCCUUUUGGUUUACCCUCCACUGCACAGUUAAAAUAUUGGCUCGUAGCUUUUGUUGCAAAUUACUGAUACUUGUUGAAUCUAAACAAGAUGACUGGAUAGUCAGAUGCAAAAUUUACAUUAAAAGAGUAGUAUGAUUUUGGA